GUCUUGGUCGUCGAUCAGAGGUAUUUAGCCGUCACCGACUACCAUAACAGUCUUCCAGAAUCCUAUCCAACCACCACGUCAGACAUCUUUGGAAACGGGAGAUAUUCAGUAAACAAAGUCACAGGCGACAUGGACAGAUGGAAAAGUAAGCGGUUGGCCAAGUUUGAAACGCGAGUCUGCCCAUCAAAUAAGAUUGGAAAAUGGAACGGAAGGAUCGGAGUUGCCUUCCUUUGUGGUCAUUGUCUUAGCCCCUACUUUGCUAAACACACAGAUAGAGCUAUCUGCAACUCAUAUCGCGAGCUUGUCCCGAAAUGUCGUACAUUGGACAAUUCGAUGGCCGCAUUUCAAUGGCCUUCUGAAUCAGCCGAUCAAAAGGUCGGUAUCAGUGAUACAACGAGCAGCUUGCCAUUGCAUUCUCCAUGUUUGUGGAAAUCGAUACUCAGCGACAGCCUCAUAUCCAAGAAUAAAUCCCUUCAAGUGGUCAACAGCUGGAACGGUGGAAUGGUUACGUCGGAGCUGAGCCUGACAAUGCAGUCAUCUAGGUUCAGAACAGGGCAGGGACCGGCAUCUUGGGCGGAAUCUUUCCUUCACAUCCCUUCCACCUCCGACUAUCUUGCCCGCCACCCAAGGAAUCCCAACUUAUCAGGAAUGUCUGACAAUCUAUGGGAGGCAGCAUCUGCAGCCAUUCAAACACUCAAGAAUAUUGGAUAUACUAGUGCCUGUUUCGUCGGCAGCGUAGCCAGUUCUCUUUAUGGAAAUAGCCGCUAUCCAAAGGGACUUCAGACGAACAAGAGUACAUUAAACGGCGAAUUGUCAACUCGAACCCUGCUUUCUACUUGGUUCCCUCCAAGAAACCUCUUGCGACCUACAAAAUUCUUUAUUACCGGCCAUCUUCGACACGAUCCUCUUAUUCCUCUUCCUCGUAUUAUGACAACAGCUCAUAUGGAUAUAGUUCAUACAGCUACACUAAUACAAGAACCUCGAUCAAACAACUCUCGUCGACUCCCCGCAGCUCCACUAUCUCUGACACUUCUCCUCAAGCUACAAGCAUGGUCACAGUAUCGUGCAGCAAUCGAAUACCAUUACUCCAAGGAACAAUACAAGGAUAGCAGUGACUUAGAUCAGCUAGUCCCCAUUGCGGAGAGAAAACACCUGAAAAUAAAGCGGGAUGGGCAAGAGUUGCCAGUAGACUUCGUCGAUGAGGCUCAAAGAAGAGUGACGGAGUAUCUACAGGCAUAUCCGAGUAGUCCAACUCGUUCUGGGUGGAUCGCUAUGGGCUUCAAAGCAGCAUCCUUCGACUUAAAUCCCUCGAACAUAUCAAUAAAUGGCUUCAAAGAUAGCAAACCCCAUCUUUCGCAUGAUUCACAGCCAAUGAGCAAUGGUUUCGGUCACAACCACCCGCUAGGAGAUGGCCAGUUCUACCAAGAAGACCCAGAUGAGAAGCCGCUACCGUCUAUGCAUGAAUUGGAGAGAGAGUUGCCAGUUGUGAUGGAUGGGCAAGUGCAGUUGAGUCUUGUCAUGCAUCAGCUAGUGCAAGACCUGUAUGCACAACUGCUAAAUAUAGCAGAAACUCUAGGACGUGCGUCGGAUGUGGCAAAAAAGACCAAAUUACAACAGUGGCUAUCUUUGGCGUACAAGCAGGCCUCCAAGGUCUACGUUCUCGCAAAAUGGAGUCGCAAUGCAGAUGACAUCCAAAAGGCAAUGAACAUUGCUGCCUUCUUGCGUACACAAGGAGAGCAAAUUAUUUGGGCAACAAAGGCUUUGCAUAGUGUCCAAGACGAAGCGCAUCGUUUUCGAAUACGAAAUCCCGACUUACUCACAGCGCUCGACGUACUCACCACGGGUACAUACACUCGCCUCGCAAGCAUACAUCAAGAAUUUGUCAAAAAGAAGCCAUUGAGCAAUCGCGAAGUUGCCGAAGUGUUUGAUCAAGUGGAAGAUAUUAUGCGCAUGCGGCUCAUUUGUAAGGACGUCGUACCAGUGGAAAUGAAACAAUGGAGGAUCGAAGGGGGCAGAACUUUCUUCACUGUUCCGCAACGAUUCGAGGUUUCCCUCAUUAUGACGGGCGCACAAAAGGACGACGUUUGGGCCUUUGUUCAUGUCGAGUUUCUCUUUGGACUUCCGGAUGGAGAUAGAAAAGGAACGUUUUCGGACAGCUUAGCUUUCCAGAUCCGAGACAUAAUCAUGACACCGACCAUUCCGACAUCACAAGAUCCUUUAACCACUAUACCCAGCGGUUCACUUACAAGUGCUGUAGUGGACGCACCCCUACUCAUCGAAUUUGGAUGGAAGGAAUGUCUAAGAGUGAAGGUCGCUUUAGAUAGGAAAAGUAUGACCGUUCAAUAUUGGAUUAAAAAGCCCAUUAUUCCACCUCAUCCUAAUCCAGCAAUAUUGGCAGCUGCGAAGAACGCAUUUUCAUAUGGGGGGGAGCUUAUAAUCUCAAUCGUACCCAAGCUCUCCUCUAAUUCGGCAUUCACCUCGUCUAAUCAGCUCCAGUCGUCACUAAUGACUCCUAAUACAUUCACUCGACCACUUGGGCAAUUUGGGCGCGACAGUCAACAACCCGCACCCUCGAAAUCUCAAACCUCUGGGCCGUCGAGAACACCCAUCGACAAGAUCAAAGCUGAGAUGCAAGAGCGUCUAAAGCUCAGAGGAGGGGGGAAGCCUUCCGAUGAGGUGGAGGAGCACCGCUUCGAUGUUCAGUGGAGGCCUCAGCCCGGUGCUCUUGGUGUGCUGUUACCUCCCAGCGAGUUAGAUUAUGAAGGGUUAGACAUUGAUUCUGGUUGCCUGGAUUUUGAGGCGUUGCUGCAAAAAGUCCUGAGAAGGCAUGCCGAUGCGAUCAUGUCCCAACACCUCGAAAUUGCAAGGUCAUCUGGUCUUGUAUCAGAAUUUCCGCACUCAGGGGACGUGCGUCAG
This is a messenger RNA of Acaulospora colombiana, 2916 nucleotides long. The record is from the annotation of a GenBank genome assembly. NCBI's taxonomy places the organism in Eukaryota, Fungi, Glomeromycota, Glomeromycetes, Diversisporales, Acaulosporaceae.